ACACACUGUCAGUCAGCUCCAAGCGGCCCGGAGUACGUCCUCGGCGUGAGCUCGAGUAGCGGUUUGAUUGUGUGGGACACGCACGUGCACAUUCCAGUAGAGCGUCUGACUGUGUCCUACAGCAAGAGCAGCGGCCCUGGAGGUCAGCACGUUAAUAAAGUUAGCACUAAAGCAGAGGUCCGAUUUCAUGUGUAUACAGCCGACUGGAUCCCUAAAGACGUUCGACAAAAAAUCGUAGAAAAGAACAAAACCCGCAUCAAUAAGUCUGGGGAGCUCCUGGUGACCUCGGAGGUGAGCAGGAGUCAGCAGAGAAACCUCUUGGACUGUAUACAGAAGAUCUCCGCCAUCGUAGCUGAGGCUAACAAGAGACCUCGCGAACCAUCAGACGAAGAUGUAGCUCUAAGAGCAGCCAGGAUCGAGAAGAGGAACCAAGAGCGACUCAGACAGAAGAAAAUCCUUUCAUCAGUCAAGAACAGCCGACGAGUGGAUUUCGACUGACGAUGCAAUAUCGAGCGAU
Messenger RNA from Poecilia reticulata (guppy), 517 nucleotides. The record is from RefSeq and is a predicted model, not a curated record. Lineage: Eukaryota; Metazoa; Chordata; Actinopteri; Cyprinodontiformes; Poeciliidae.